Homo sapiens (human) is the source of this 2272-nucleotide messenger RNA. RefSeq names its product transmembrane serine protease 5 (gene TMPRSS5). The transcript is spliced from 13 exons. Gene Ontology annotation, molecular function: serine-type endopeptidase activity. The record is from RefSeq and is marked reviewed. Gene Ontology annotation, biological process: proteolysis. The coding region runs from base 216 to 1562 and encodes 448 amino acids. Lineage: Eukaryota; Metazoa; Chordata; Mammalia; Primates; Hominidae. Gene Ontology annotation, cellular component: membrane; plasma membrane.
AGCUUUAAUCAAUGCUGGCCUGAGAACAGGAGCGGAACAUUGCCUAGUAGACCCUGAGGCUUUACAACAGUGCCACUGACCCCUAUGAGCCUGAUGCUGGAUGACCAACCCCCUAUGGAGGCCCAGUAUGCAGAGGAGGGCCCAGGACCUGGGAUCUUCAGAGCAGAGCCUGGAGACCAGCAGCAUCCCAGUAGGCCAGACUGGGCCAUAGGGGAAUGACAGGGUGGGGACAGUGGAGGGCAAUCAUCCUACAUUCCCCGGAUCCUCCUUGGGGUCAGCCCCACAUGAUUGAUGUUUCUCAGGCAGUGUGCUGGCGUUCCAUGCGACGUGGCUGUGCAGUGCUGGGAGCCCUGGGGCUGCUGGCCGGUGCAGGUGUUGGCUCAUGGCUCCUAGUGCUGUAUCUGUGUCCUGCUGCCUCUCAGCCCAUUUCCGGGACCUUGCAGGAUGAGGAGAUAACUUUGAGCUGCUCAGAGGCCAGCGCUGAGGAAGCUCUGCUCCCUGCACUUCCCAAAACAGUAUCUUUCAGAAUAAACAGCGAAGACUUCUUGCUGGAAGCGCAAGUGAGGGAUCAGCCACGCUGGCUCCUGGUCUGCCAUGAGGGCUGGAGCCCCGCCCUGGGGCUGCAGAUCUGCUGGAGCCUUGGGCAUCUCAGACUCACUCACCACAAGGGAGUAAACCUCACUGACAUCAAACUCAACAGUUCCCAGGAGUUUGCUCAGCUCUCUCCUAGACUGGGAGGCUUCCUGGAGGAGGCGUGGCAGCCCAGGAACAACUGCACUUCUGGUCAAGUUGUUUCCCUCAGAUGCUCUGAGUGUGGAGCGAGGCCCCUGGCUUCCCGGAUAGUUGGUGGGCAGUCUGUGGCUCCUGGGCGCUGGCCGUGGCAGGCCAGCGUGGCCCUGGGCUUCCGGCACACGUGUGGGGGCUCUGUGCUAGCGCCACGCUGGGUGGUGACUGCUGCACAUUGUAUGCACAGUUUCAGGCUGGCCCGCCUGUCCAGCUGGCGGGUUCAUGCGGGGCUGGUCAGCCACAGUGCCGUCAGGCCCCACCAAGGGGCUCUGGUGGAGAGGAUUAUCCCACACCCCCUCUACAGUGCCCAGAAUCAUGACUACGACGUCGCCCUCCUGAGGCUCCAGACCGCUCUCAACUUCUCAGACACUGUGGGCGCUGUGUGCCUGCCGGCCAAGGAACAGCAUUUUCCGAAGGGCUCGCGGUGCUGGGUGUCUGGCUGGGGCCACACCCACCCUAGCCAUACUUACAGCUCGGAUAUGCUCCAGGACACGGUGGUGCCCUUGUUCAGCACUCAGCUCUGCAACAGCUCUUGCGUGUACAGCGGAGCCCUCACCCCCCGCAUGCUUUGCGCUGGCUACCUGGACGGAAGGGCUGAUGCAUGCCAGGGAGAUAGCGGGGGCCCCCUAGUGUGCCCAGAUGGGGACACAUGGCGCCUAGUGGGGGUGGUCAGCUGGGGGCGUGGCUGCGCAGAGCCCAAUCACCCAGGUGUCUACGCCAAGGUAGCUGAGUUUCUGGACUGGAUCCAUGACACUGCUCAGGACUCCCUCCUCUGAGUCCUGCUGUUUCCUCCAGUCUCACUGCACACCACUGCCUCAUGCUUCCUGGGGCCUCCAGCAGCUCCACUAAUGGAGGAGAGGCAGUAGCCUCCGACACAGAACGCAUGGACCUCCUACUACUGUGUGUGAGGAACAGUCACUACCCACUGGCCAGCCACCCAGCCAACAGGUCUCUCCUCUUGGGCCCUGAUUUCAGAGUCCUCUUUCUCACUAGAGACUCAAUGACAGAAGAGAGGCUGGGACUUGGUUGGGCAUGCUGUGGUUGCUGAGGGAUGAGGGGGAGGAGAGAGGUAGGAGCUGGAGAUGAAGAGGCUGCUAGAAGCAGCAGGAAGCCUGCCCUUCUGCCCUCUCCCCUCCCUGCCCCUGUGUGAGUCUUUUGGGAGGGUGCUGGGAGGUGCCCCCCGUCCCACCUUUUUCCUGUGCUCUAGGUGGGCUAAGUGCCUCCCUAGAGGACUCCAUGGCUGAGAGGCUCCUGGGCAGAUGGGGUCAAGGCUGGGCCAGCCCAGAUGAAGCCUAUGGGAGUCAGGACCCUCUCCACUCUCCCUCUCCACUCCCCUUCCUGUUCUCACCUGGCUGUGGCUGGCCCUGUGUGGGGUGGGUACACUGGAAAACAAGAAGGUUGGAGUUGGUCUAGGACAUUGGUUUUAAAUGACAGUUCUGUGAACUGGUCCAAGGAGUUCUGUUAUUAAAGUGAUAUAUGGUCUUGG